Molecule: messenger RNA, 889 nt
Organism: Contarinia nasturtii (swede midge)
Lineage: Eukaryota; Metazoa; Arthropoda; Insecta; Diptera; Cecidomyiidae
Product: 3'-5' RNA helicase YTHDC2-like
Exons: 2
Coding region: 66-674 (202 amino acids)
Source: RefSeq, a predicted model, not a curated record
AAGCUUGGACCAACGAGACAAAGAAAGCAGACUUCUGUAAGCGGUACAAGAUUUCCAAGAGAAAUAUGGAAUCCAUUACAGAAUUGCGAAAAUUAGUAUUGCACCAUUUAAAAUUAUCUGGAUACAUUCAAGACAACAACGAAUUUAAUAAUGAAAACGCCACAAAUUGGGAAGUACUGAAAUGCUGCAUAGUGGCUGGCAUGUACCCGAACAUUUGCCAUGCAAAUUCCUAUUGCGAUACAUUCGAUUCGGAAAAGUCCCCCAACAUGAAAAUCGAUUGGUCUUCAGUGGUCCAUGAUCGUGAUUUGAAUUCAAUCGGAACAGAAUGGUUAACAUACGGACAAAAGAAGCGCAUUGGCAACAACAUUUAUGUUGGCAAUUUGACCAUAGUGCCGAUAAUUGAUUUGAUUUUUUUUGCUGGUUCAUUAAACGCAACAAUUUCUGAUGAUGGUACUUCAUUUGAAAUUGAUAAAUUUAUUCAGUGUAUUGUAGAUAAAAGGGAUGGUCCACUUUUGAAUAAUAUUCGUAAGAAGUUGAACGUAAUUUUUAAUAAAUUUCUUAAAAAUGAAGUACUAUCCAUCAAUGAAAAGUCCAUUUUAGAAACAGUAGUCGAUACAGUAAAAAAAGAGGAUACCAUUGAAAAAUACAUAGAUAGAGAAAUUUCAAUGCAUUGAAUUUUUUGGAUUUUUUUGUCCCGUUUUUUACGAUUCUUUACCGUUCUUUACAAUUACCGACAAUUCGCGACAAUUAUUCAUGUAAACGCAUAUACGCGCAUAUAAAAUCUAGAACAUACGAGAACAUAAAUAUAAAUAAAUAAACUGCGAUAGACUCAUUCCACUCGAUAUUAUUAAAAUACAUCCGUAUACAUCGACAUACAUAUUUUUCGACA